Pyricularia grisea is the source of this 1391-nucleotide messenger RNA. RefSeq lists its product as uncharacterized. The transcript has 7 exons. Bases 137 to 961 code for a protein of 274 amino acids. The record is from RefSeq and is a predicted model, not a curated record. Lineage: Eukaryota; Fungi; Ascomycota; Sordariomycetes; Magnaporthales; Pyriculariaceae. Gene Ontology annotation, molecular function: actin filament binding. Gene Ontology annotation, biological process: actin cytoskeleton organization; barbed-end actin filament capping. Gene Ontology annotation, cellular component: F-actin capping protein complex; actin cortical patch.
CUCCAUUCGUCCACGACCGACAGCUAUCUUCAGGUAGCAAUAGCGCCGGUCAAGACAACACAAGUUCGCGGGCCUGGAGCUCUAAACGUAUUAUCUUGUAUCCAUUUCCCGAGCUACCUUUAACCCCUCGCCCACAAUGUCGGACGAUCGCAUUUCAAUACUCUCCGAGUUCCUCGAAGGAGCUCCGCCAGGCGAGCUCGCAGAUGUCGUCGCCGACAUCAAGUCCAUAUCAUCCAGCGAUGCGAACGUUGUUUCAAAGCUCGCACCUGCAUUCGAGAGGUACAACGAGGAGCAAUUCACCACGGUGAAGCUGCCUGGAGGAAGUCAAAAGGUCAUCGUCAGCGCCCACAACUCGCUAGGAGACGGACGCUACUACGAUGUGGAGAGCUCAUCGAGCUUUGCCUUUGACCACGCAACCCAGAAAGCCAGUGCCGUUCAAAGCUAUGUACUGGAGAGCACACAUUUAGACCUGGUAAAAUCCACCUUGAAGAGCUUAGGUCCCUAUGUCAGCGAACAUUUCCCCAACGCCGCGUACGGUGUUUACCCCAUUGAGAGCGAUUCUAAGCUGGCCAUUAUAAUCGUGGCCAACAAGUACAGCCCGAAUAACUUCUGGAACGGGCGGUGGCGAUCUCUGUACACGAUUGACCCUGCAUCAGGAGCCCUCGAGGGUUCGAUCAAAGUCGAUGUGCAUUACUACGAGGACGGCAACGUUCGACUUCUGACGGACAAGGCCACGACUAUCACGAUACCCUCGGCCACUGGCAGUGGGAUCGUAAAGGAGAUUGGUAGCAGCGAGAAGAAGUAUCAGGAGGAACUAAACCGGGGCUUCACAGACCUCAGCGAAGGGGCUUUCAAGGGCCUCAGGAGGCAACUACCGGUAACCCGCCAGAAGAUCGAGUGGGACAAGGUCGCAAGUUAUCGGUUGGGGCAGGAUAUCGGUGGGGGCAGGCGUCAGGCAUAAGAUGUUCAACGAUGCUAAGAGAACGAAGGGGAGGGAAGAGGAGGGAUAAAACUCUGGAUUCCGGUGUCAUCGGUCUUGACUUGUCAUUCACUCGCGGGAUGCUCGGAGGUGGUAAGCUUUCUGUUGAUGGAAGCGUCUGGGAACGAGUGGGGGGAUCCACUCAUGGACGACUAUGUUGACCGUUCGGCAUUUACUACGUAUAUACUGCUAGCAAGUUGACUGAUGACUCGCAAAUGUGACGGAGUUAUUUUGAAAGGUUGGAGGUAGAAAUAAACCCAGCCUGAAGAGAUACGGACUUGGACAGCUCAAAUGACAUGGAAUGCCGACCAAUGUGACACGAAAAUGAUGAAAGUUCAUGUUAAAUACGGUCGGUAUACGAUCCAGAGUGAGUUUGGACGAGAAUUAGAGAUGUGUCAAUGCCUAUUGGACC